Phalacrocorax carbo (great cormorant) is the source of this 3160-nucleotide messenger RNA. The record is from RefSeq and is a predicted model, not a curated record. Lineage: Eukaryota; Metazoa; Chordata; Aves; Suliformes; Phalacrocoracidae.
CGCCCCCGGAAGUGGCGUCACGGCGCAUCGCGGAGCGCGGCCGGAAGCGGCCCCGGGGGAGGCGUUGGGCUGCGGCACCGGCCGCGGCUGAGCGGCGGCGGGGCCCGAGCCUGCGGGCAGCAAUUCCUUUGCGGCUACGCUCGAUACCCCCAGCUCUUACUCCGUGGGUAGGACUGGUUGCCCCGAUCGGUCCCGUGACUCUCUCCGAAAUGGCAACUCGCCGUCACCCCAUCUUCACCAAAUCCAUUUUCACUGGGGUUCGGCUUGGCCGCGGUGCUGCCCACCCAGGGAAUACCUUUCCUGCUGCAUUUUAGGAGCACGGGCUGCCAUGGAGGCACAUCCAGGUUCUCCAGCCUGUGAGCCCCCCUUUUCCCAGAGGCUCUCCCCUCUUACCAAAGGAGAUGGGCCUGAAGGUGAAGAGGAGCAGGAGGAGGCUCAGGAGGAGGAUAUAGCCGGGGCACAGCCAAGAGAAGAGCCAGGGGAAGGCUCCCCAGAGCGGCUGGGGCAAGUUUCUCUGCGCCGCUCAGGACGGUGCUGCCGCGGGCAGGGCGCUCUCGCCCCUCGGGGUGCAGGCAGGCCCUGCCAGAAGACAGAUGAGGAUGAGGGGGCUUCCCUGUGCCACCAGGCACUGGAGGAGCUGCGGCCAUGCCGGCGGAAGCACCGGUUGUGCCUGAAGCCUGAGACAAGCUGGGUCCCCACAUCCCCGGGACGGGGAGAGAGUGCCGAAGAGCCGGGACCCUCCCGGGGAAAGAGGCUGCGGUUGAUCUGGGGCCGGACAGGUGACUUCAGACAGAGGGAGAUGGAGAAUGGGCUGGAGGAAGCGCCGCGGAGCAGCGAGGAAGAGGAGGAGGAGAGACGGUCUCAGUCCUGCUCCCCUGAGCUGUCUCUUUCCGGUGAUGCCCGUCCCAAGCCGGACUUUGUACAGCUGAUUGACGAGCGUGGCAUCUACUCCACCGCUAAGCUGGUGCUGGGGAGCGCAGUGGGGGAGCUGGAGGAGGCAGCGGUGGGGCUGCCGGCCCACCCGAAGCGGGGAGCAAGCGGCAUCGGAGAGCUGGAGAUCCGUGAGGUGAUUGUGGAUGAGAAGCCUUUCCAGUGUGUUGUCUGUGAUAAGGCCUUCAAGCGGGCCUGGGAGCUCUUCAGCCAUGAGGUGGUACACAACGAGGAGCGUCCCUUUCGCUGCGACCUCUGCCAGGCCUCCUUCAAGCGCCACUCGGACUUCAAAAGCCACCGGCUGGUCCACACGGAGGAACGACCAUUCCGCUGCGAGCUCUGUGGCAAGCGCUUCAAGCGUUCCUCCAACCUCCAAGAGCACCGGCGCAUCCACAGUGGUGAGCGUCCCUUCCGCUGUCCCCGCUGCGCCAAGAGCUUUAAGACCCCCUACGAGCUGCAGCGCCACGCGCUCACCCACUGCGCCGAGAAGCCCUUCAAGUGCGCCGACUGUGGGAAGGACUUCCCCACCUCCAACGCCCUCCUCCUCCACCAGCGCCAGCACUGUGACGACAAACCCCACGUCUGCGGGGUCUGCGGUAAGAAGUUCACCUACGGGCACAGCCUCAAGGUGCACGAGCGGGUACACACGGGUGACCGCCCCUUUGUCUGCCCGCUCUGCGGCAAGGGCUUCAAGCAAUCCAACGCCCUCUCCUCCCACGAGCGGGUGCACACCGGUGAGCGCCCCUUUGUCUGCAAAACCUGCGGGAAGGCCUUCAAGCAGUCGUCCUACCUGGUGAUCCACGAGCGGGCACACACGGGGGAACGCCCUUACAAGUGCGAGGUGUGCGGGAAGGCCUUCGCCCGGCCGUCCUUGCUCCUCCAGCACCACCGUGUGCACAGCCAGGAGCGGCCCUACAAGUGCAGCUUCUGCCACAAGUUCUUCAAGGACCUGGCCUACCUGGCCGUGCACGAGAAGGUGCACACGGGCGAAACCCCCUACAAGUGCAGUGUCUGUGACAAGGGCUUCGCUCACCCCUCCAACCUGCUGCAGCACCAGCGCGUGCACCGCGAUGGCUGAGCCCCAGCGCGGCGAGCGCAGCCACGGUGUUGCCAGGCUAUGGCAGCCAUAAGUACGCCGGCACCGUCAGCAGACGAGCCCCAGGCUGGGAGAACCCUGUAUGUGCGCCUGAGGACCGGCGUGGACCCCCUAAAAGCUGAGGUGCUUCGGAGCUCCAGCCUUUCACUGAACCUGGACCCGCACUGUGCUCUCCUCUUCCCUCUGUGGGGGUGAUUCCAGUGCGACCUUCCCCAGGCCUGUGGGCCGGGGUGGCUGCAAGCUCCUGGCAGGCAUGCUGUGGCUCGCAGUGUGCCGUGGCUCGUGGCACACCACUGGUGGGCAGCAGGAGCCCUCUUCUUUGACCUCACGUGGAAAGGAGGGCUGAAACCCCCCCUUAAAUUGGCCUAAGACCCCCUCCCCAGUCAUCCCAGUGAGUGUUGGCUCAGCCUGGGCUGGGGGCUCCCAGGGAGUCAGGGCUGGCUGUUGCCUGCAGGAGGGGACAGACCUGCCUGUUUUUUGGGAGCCAGAUACAACAAUGGUACGGGAAGUGGAAAGGAUUACAGGAAAGAGUGAGGAGCAGGCACUUCCCUUUCCGUGUGAAGCCUUUUGGGGUUCAAGUGUCCCGUCCAUAUCUCAUGCUGCUGCUAAGGACCCAGUUAAUCACCCCCUUUUUUUCUGCCCCAGGGCACUGGUGGGGCUGGUAGGGAGCAGAAGAAAGGGGGGACACAUGCUGCUGCCGUCCACUUUGGGAGCCUCAGUAAGCGAUGCCCAGCACUGUAAGUCCUUCUCCAACUGCUCCUGGGACUUUGCAGGCAGGAAUGUGGAUGGGGUAUGGGCAACCAAGAUACAAACAGCCCUCUGCCUCCUCCUCUGCCUCUCGCUUCCUGGAGCUACCCCCACUCUGCUGCCGGAGCCUGGAUUUGUCCCCUCUUGGCUCAUGGCUGCUGGGCAGAGUGUGGCACAUGGACCUUUGCUUGCAAGGGCAAGACAGGAGCCUUGUCCUUGUCCACGCUGGUGCCCCUGUGCUGUCCCUUGGACUCCUGAAGAUCCCGGGUCCCACCCCAUCCCCCCUUUUCCUACAGUCCCUGUAGCGCUGGGAACGGGGUGGGGGGGUGGGAUGUGUGCGCUCCUCGGCGCUCUGCACACUAAUUACAAGAUGGUUAUUUAACGAUG